UCCCUAGUUAGAAUCCGAGAUAGCGUCCGCCAUUUGCCACCUGAGGUAUCGUUUAGUCUUUAGACAGUAUCGAUUUUCAAAGUUUGAGAAAUAAAAAUAAAAAUCGUCACAUAACUUUUGUAAGUUGUAAUGUAAUACAGAUUUUAAAAUGGAAUCAAAGAAAAGUCCAAACAGAAGAUCCAGAAGACAGUCUAAAACAGGUGAGGAAAACUACUGGGACUGCAGUGUCUGUACCUAUCGUAAUACUGCUGAAGCUUUUAAAUGCCUGAUGUGUGACGUGAGAAAAGGGACUUCUACUCGGAAACCACGGCUUAACCCGCAACUCGUAUCUCAGCAAGUUGUUCAUCAUUACACCCCACCUCAGACCAAGCAAAAAAUCCCUUCAAAGUUGGAGAAAAAAAAUUUGGAUAACUCCUCGACAGAAGCUCUACCAAAAAAGCGAAAUAGGCCCCGACUAAAGAAUGUGGAUCGGAGCAGUGCUCAGCAGAAAGCAAUAACUGUAAACAAUGUCACUGUUAUUAUUACGGAAUUUCAACCAAAACGUAGAGUAUCGUCAGAUCAUAAUGGAAGAUUGUCCAGUGGCAACACCUCAGACAGUGGCAGCAUGUCAGAUUCCACCAAUCACAGUGAUGUUAAAAUCGGAAGUCUACACUCAGAUAGAUGAGUGUGUGCAUAAUUAGCAUUCUGAGUGGUUUUGUUUAUAGUUAGAGUCUUGUAAUAAGUAAGUUAUCAAGUGGAAUUUACAUAAUACAUGAACUUGUGAGAAUGACGGGGUGAUAUUUUUGUGAGAAAUUUGGUGUUCGUUGAUCAGACAAACUGAAAUUCUUAAUGUAUUUUAGUUUUUGAGUUAUGGAUAACAGUAUUUUGAAGAUUUUAUGCAGUUAUUUGUAAGUAUGGCAUGAAUAUUAGUUGAUGUAUAAAAGUGUUUAAUAUUAAAUCAACUGUUUUCAUCUGUAUUUGAGGCAUUGGACAUAAAGUUACUACAGUGUCGAUUUAGGUGCUGUACUCGUCCUUUCAUAACAUCUUUGUACUUCUGUUAUCAUUUAUACACAAAAAUAUCACCGAUUUGGGUUUCCGAUUUUAAUGAACACUGAUAUAUUUGUGGGUUUUAGAAAGGCAUGCAAAGAGAUCAACUAUCUUGUUCAAGUUUUUCUUUUCAUGCCCUUUUAAAACUAAAUAUUUCUUCCAUGCAUUUAUGAGAAUUUAUCCUGUUUAAUAAAUGGUUUUUAUGUAGUCUUUGUAUCUCUCAUAUCUUACAUGUCUUAUUGAGCCUUUGCAUUAUUUUACUUUGCCAUGUCAUAUUGAGAUCUUGCAUUAUUUUACUUUACCAUGUCAUAUUGACCCCUUGCAUUAUUUUAAUUUGCCAUGUCUUAUUGAGCCCUUGCAUUAUUUUACUUUGCCAUGUCAUAUUGAGAUCUUGCAUUAUUUUACUUUGCCAUGUCAUAUUGACCCCUUGCAUUAUUUUAAUUUGCAUGUCAUAUUGAGCCCUUGCAUUAUUUUACUUUGCCAUGUCUUAUUGAGCCCUUGCAUUAUUUUACUUUGCCAUGUCAUAUUGAGCCCUUGCAUUAUUUUAUUUGCCCUGUCAUAUUGAGCCCUUGCAUUAUUUUAUUUGCCCUGUCAUACUGAGCCCUUGCAUAAUUUUGCUGUGCCAUAUCAUACUGAGCCCUUGCAUUAAUUUGCUGUGCCAUAUCAUACUGAGCCCUUGCAUUAAUAUGCUGUGCCAUGUCAUACUGAGCACUUCCAUUAUUUUACUUUGCCAUGUCAUACUGAGCACUUUCAUUAUUUUACUUUGCCAUGUCAUGCUGAACACUUCCAUUAUUUUGUUGUGCCAUAUCAUACUGAACACUUCCAUUAUUUUACCGUGCCAUACAGAAAAUGCCAUUUUGCAAGCUCUUCUUGUAUUUUGUUGUACUUUACAUUUUCUUUUACCAUCAUCAAUACUGAAUCCUUAAUUGUUUAUCAAUUUGAAUAUUAUCUGCUACUUUCAAGACAGUUUUUCAUUGUGUUUAUCUUCAAUACUAAUGUUAGCUUCUUGUCAAUUUGAAUAUUAUCUCUUUCUUUCAUGUGUUGUCUAAUAUCUGAAUUUUCCUCUCUCCAUACCAUGCCAAACACUGCCUAUUUCAUUCCUUGCCAUCCUAAUCACUGCCAUUGAGAGUUGUAUUAUAUUGAAAUGUUUACUACAAUAGGAAUGAUAACACAAUAAGAAAAUCUGUUGUUACUGGUAGAUUUGAAAUUUAUUCAGCUCAGUUCUUGAUAAACAUAACAUUAAAGUAAUAAACUUAAGUGUUUCAAAGUCACUUCCACUGUUCAGGCAACUGUCUUUAGGAAAUCAAUGGACAUAGUGUUGUCAUACUCAUAUUGUAGUUGACCAAUUGGACUGUGGGGGGAGACAGUGUACAUAUUUCAGUUACUUGUUUAAGUCUGCUUAAAUAAUUUUGGAUGAUGUAUCUUAUAUCCGUGAAUGCCAUUUAAUGUCAUCAUAACACACCAUAUGACUAUGUAUGGUCAGACUCUACACAUUGAUUUCACAACAUUUUCUCCAUCUGCUUUCUAAACAGUGGAGGUAAGUUGUAAAGCACUUAACAUAAUAAUGAGUUUGUAUAUGCCUUAGAGUGUAAAAAACUAAGUAAUCAUGUUUUCUAAAAUACCUAUAAUAUGUUUUAAGUCUGUUUGUUUUUAGACUCUUGUGAACAAAGAAUAUAAGAAUAUUAAUUUAUGCAAUGUGUUUUUCUUUUUCUCAAACUAAUUUCCAAGGUUAUUCUUUUGUUUUGAGUUUCAAGUGCAAGUUGUUUGCCUAUUCAAUAAGGUCAAACUUAAGAUAAUGAAAUACAGGGCUUGAAAUUAAUGGUAGCUUGCUGGUAAAAAGUCAACAGAUUAUCUUUUUAACCAUCAAGAAGUUGUAUAUGAAUCUAAGUUUCAAAUGGACAAAUGUAGAGGACGACGUUUCGAAAGUCUUCCGCCUUUCAUCUUCAAGUUGUAUAAUUUUCUAUCCAGUUGAUAAAUGCAGCAUUAUUGUGAAUAUUCAGAAUACUUCUAAACAGUAGUCAAAAUUAUUUAGCAAAAAGUUGGCUGCAGGCACAUCAUUUAUGGUAGAAAAUACAUUAUGAUAAUUGAUAAGUCUGUUGUUGUAGCUGCACUAUAAUUUUGGAUAAGUAUGUUCCAGUAGCCACACUAUGAUAAUUGAUAAGUAUGUUCCAGUAGCCACACUAUGAUUAUUGCUAAGUGUGUUAUAGUAGCCAGCUGUGAUAAUUGAUAAGUUUGUCCAGCUAUGAUUAUUGAUAGGUCUGUUCUAGUAGCCAUACUAUGAGGUAAAUCGAGGGAAUAUACACCAUAAGUGCACUCAUUAUGGCUGAGGUCCAGGGCUAACCUUAGGGCCUUAGACUCUGGAUUGAAUUUUAUGUAUUAUCCUGCUUUUCCUGAGAGUAAUUUUUCCAAUUUGGAUGCAUUUUUAAUUAUCAUAGUCAUGCUAUGAUAACUGAUUGAGAAGCCUGUGUCAAUAGCUACACUAUGAUACUUGCUUGAUAAAUCUAUUUCAGUAGCUAGCUAUGAUGAAUUAUAAUCUGUUUUAGUUGCCACACUGUACUAAUUGAUUGGUAAAUCUGUUGCAGUAGUCACAUUGUGAUGAUUUAUAAGUCUGUUCUAGUUGCUUGUUCUACAUCUUUGCAUGAUAUUCCCCAAGUUUAAAGUAGCAUAUUAAAGUGGGAUUUCAUUUAUUUUGAUUAUAAUCUGGUAGUAUACUAACAGAUAUAAGAUGAAAAAUGAACACUUCUUGGAAGUUCACAUUAGCUGUACUGACAACAUGCUACUUGUGAAUCUGUAGUUUGUAAAUGUAGCAUAAUUGACCCCUUUCAAAUAGAUGUUUCCAGAUUCUAAUCUUAUCUAAACAUAUGCCACUUAAUGAUUCAUCUUUUAUGUAUUGUGGAUUACAGCAUUGAUUGGCAUUAGAUGAAAUAAUUGAUUAAUCAGAAUUAAGGUUUCUGAUUAUUACUGGUUUUGGCUCAUCCAGCUGUUCAAGUAAUUGAAAUAUGGCUAUUUUCUCAUUAGUUUUUACAUUUAAUUCUAGGUUGUUAAACUUAAUUAGUUAGUGUCUGUUAUUAUUUUGAUUAUUCUAACUGUCCAAGUUUCAUGUGAGAAUAAUUGUUCAGUUGAAUGUAAUUGAUUAAUGAGCCUGAUUGUUAAAUUCCGCUAAUCGCCCAGAUCUGACGUAGAUGAGUUAUAUCACUUGAUGAAAAAACUUACUACUCUGAUCUCACAUAAUCAGUAUUUUAUAAAAUUAUAUGUAAUUUCUGUGAGAUGUGAUAGGAAGUGCUGUUUAUGUAGCUCCAGAGUCAAUAAGCAGGAAUGGUUGAGCAGUUCUAUUACAUUACAAUCAUGCAAAAGCUAAUAUCACCUUUCUAUAUAACUGGGCUAUUUCCUGAGCUGUGCAUCAUAUAUAUUACAAUUGCACUGCCUUUUGAUAUCUGACAGGUCAGUGGAGUUUGUGGAUAAAGCUAAUUUUCCACAUCAUCACUUAUCGGAUUCAUGUUUUAUUCCGAAGCUCCUACCACUGUUUUGCUCAUUUAGUGGAGAACAUUUCAGUUGUUUUUUUUUUCUUUAAGGUAAUAGUAUGACAUCUCGAACACCUUAAGAAUGUAUAAACAAAAAUAUUAAACAGUAAUACCCCAUUGAUUUAGAAAGGUCUACCUUAUGGAAGUGCUUUAGAAAGGUGUACUUUAUGAAAGUGCUUUAGAAAAGCCUACCUUAUGAAAGGUCUAGGUUAUGAAAGUACUUUAGAAAGGCCUACCUCUGUUACCAUGAAAUUAGAAUGAUGUUUCAAUUAAUCAGUAGAUGCUCAUGUUACUGAGGUUUGUUCUUAUUCUAAUAUUUUGUUAUUAAUUUUUUCUCAGGGUGGGUUUUAAUGUUUAUUGAAUUUAUUAUUAAUGAUAAACUCGACAUAUGACUUAUUUCACUUAGUUCCUAUGUUCAUAUACCAGUGUGUAUUUGUACUCAGUAUGAUAAUCUGUUUUACAUUUUAAGUUUUUAAACUUUUUCCAUGUUUUCACAGUUAUGAAACAAAAUAUACUUAUAUAACAGUACAAUACUUUUAAAUAAGUGAAGACAGGGUGUGGUUAAUAAUUGAAAACAAUGGUUCAAAGCUUCCAUAAUAUUGCAGCCAUGUAUGUAUUUCUGUAGCUGUUGUUGUAGUUUCCAUUUUCUUAUACAUAGUAAACAUAUAAAGAACUGCAGAUAUGUUUAAAUGAUAGAAUUACAUUCAUAUAUCUAAAAACUUUUAUCAUUAUAUAUAUAACUUUAAUAGAAAGUAUUUUAAUGUCAAAUACAGUGUUUAGAGAAGGAAUAAGGUGUAUUAUUUCUAUAUCUAUAACAACUAUGUAGCAAACGUACUAUUAGUGUUUGUGUAUAUAUAUAUAUAUAUAUAUAUAUAUAAAUACUACUGCAGUUUUGUUAGUACACUACACUGUUGUAGGUUGCAGGAUUAAUCACUUUGGUUUUGUCAAUAUGUGGGUGGUGAAUUCAGUAUUUUAGUGUAUCUUGCAUUUAUUGGAAAAGUAAAUUCUGGUAAAUGUGUUUGUUGUUUUGUUCUAAUAAAUUACUGAAAGCCUA
Molecule: messenger RNA, 5601 nt
Organism: Limulus polyphemus (Atlantic horseshoe crab)
Lineage: Eukaryota; Metazoa; Arthropoda; Merostomata; Xiphosura; Limulidae
Product: YY1-associated factor 2-like
Exons: 4
Coding region: 149-664 (171 amino acids)
Biological process (GO): positive regulation of DNA-templated transcription
Cellular component (GO): nucleus
Molecular function (GO): DNA binding; transcription coregulator activity
Source: RefSeq, a predicted model, not a curated record